AUGUCCACUCAAAGCCAAGUCCCCGCCCAUAGCAAGGGUUCUUGGACAAGUUUCCUUAAGUCGAUCGCCUCGUUCAACGGUGAUCUAUCUUCCUUGACUGCUCCACCAUUCAUUCUUUCUACUACUUCCCUUACCGAAUACUCGGCCUAUUGGGCCGAACACCCUGCUGUCUUCGUUGCGCCAGCCAAGGAGGCUGAUCCCGCGAAGCGUGCCCUUUUGGUUCUCAAGUGGUUCCUCAGCACACUUCACCAGCAAUACUGCAGUCGUAGCGAGAAGCUCGGCAGUGAAAAGAAGCCUCUUAAUCCGUUCCUGGGAGAGCUGUUUAUUGGAAAAUGGGAGGGUGACGCGGAGGUGGGAGAGACCACUUUGGUCAGUGAGCAAGUCAGCCACCACCCUCCGGCUACUGCAUACGCGAUCCGCAAUGAGAAGAACGGCGUCGAGCUGCAAGGUUACAACGCGCAGAAAGCCUCUUUCUCAAGCACCAUUCUCGUGAAGCAAAUCGGCCAUGCUCUGUACACACUCACCCCACCCGGAUCCGACGAGAAGGAGCAGUACCUGAUCACGCUACCCAACCUCCACAUCGAGUCCUUAAUUUAUGGCUCGCCCUUCGUCGAACUGGAGAAGUCGACCAAGAUCGUCAGCAGCAGCGGCUACGUCGCCAAGAUCGACUACUCCGGCAAGGGCUGGUUGAGCGGCAAGAAGAACACCUUCACCGCAAGCCUGUACAAGGAAAGCGAAGGCGAGAAGAAGCCCCUGUACACGAUCGACGGCCAGUGGUCCGACAAGUUAACCAUCAAGGACGCCGCCACCAAGGAUGUCAUCGACAGCUGGUCCUCCAAGGAGAACGCAGUCACCCCGCUCACCCUGGCUCCUCUCGAGCAGCAGGAUCUGUGGGAGAGCCGCCGUGCCUGGAGCGACGUAGCCGCCAACAUCCAAAAGGGCGACAUGGACGCCGUGUCUGGGUUCAAGUCACGCAUUGAGAACGCGCAGCGCGACCUGCGCACCGCUGAGAAGAAAGAAGGCCGCGAGUGGGAGCGCCGGUUCUUCACUCGCACGGAGAGCGAGGACUGCGCCCAGACUCUGGGUCUGGCUAAGUCGGCCGAUCUUGCUUUCGAGGCUGAGAAGACCGGCGGCAUCUGGCGCUUCGAUGCUCAGAAGGCUGCUGGUGCGCAGCCGCCUUACCACAAGGUUGGCGGCGAGGGACUCGGUCUUACUGAGUAG
This is a messenger RNA of Penicillium soppii, 1221 nucleotides long. RefSeq names its product OSBP family protein. Gene Ontology annotation, biological process: piecemeal microautophagy of the nucleus; maintenance of cell polarity; exocytosis. Gene Ontology annotation, molecular function: oxysterol binding. Bases 1 to 1221 code for a protein of 406 amino acids. The transcript is spliced from 4 exons. NCBI's taxonomy places the organism in Eukaryota, Fungi, Ascomycota, Eurotiomycetes, Eurotiales, Aspergillaceae. Gene Ontology annotation, cellular component: intracellular membrane-bounded organelle; membrane; cytosol. The record is from RefSeq and is a predicted model, not a curated record.